AUGGGACAAGUCGUAACUACAACAAGUGGUGGUGAAGAUGAAGAAAGCAAACCACAAUCAUCAUCAAGGCUCGCAUCACCAACUACUCUUCAUCAAUUUUCCGUUCACAAAGCGGCCUCUUCCUCUUAUCACUCUAAAAGUCCCAAUGAUAAUAAUAGUACAUGUAAUAUUAGUCAUAACACAAAUAUUCCUUCUUCAAGAAGACGAUCAUCACUUCCAACAUCAAAUUCUCAGUUAAUUACCUCUCAUCAAGUAUUCCAACCGUUGUCACCACAAAAUGGGAAACAGAUGAAGGCAUCGAUGUCACAUCACGUGUUACCAGUGACAGCUUCUCAUUCGGCAACAGCAACAGAAGAACACCAUGGUGAAUCUUGGAAUGAAAAUAUUGGAAAAAAUUUAUGGAAUCAACAACAAUCACUCGAAUCUUUGAAUGAUCAUUCACAUACUUCUUGUUCUCCAAAUCAACGUGAGUAUGAGAAUAAUGGUAACAACAACUCUUCAAAACGAAGUGAAUCAUUGCCUAUCCAAGGUGUCUCUAAUUCCUCUUCAAAUUUUCUACGAUCCAUGUCACAUCCUCAAAACGUAAAUCCCAACACUUCGAAAAAGAAAGUGGGCUUAAAAUCUGUCAUUGAUAUGAAAAAGAAUGGAUAUCUUACGACCAAAAGUGGUGAUGAACCAUCUGUGAAUGUGUCAGAUUCAGAGCUUUCUGACGAGUUCAGUUCAACAAAUCUCUCUCCUCAAGUUCAUUCAAAUCCAUAUCGAUUGAGUGUAGUCUCUUCGAAUAGUAGUUUGAGUGGCGGCUCCUCCUCCAAUAACCAAACAUCCUCCUCUUCUCCAAUGCAUAACCAUCACACCAAUAGCAGUAGUUCACUUAUACACGCUUUAUUUCCAUCACUUCCUAUUGAUAGGUCUAAAAUGAGUGAUGAAGAGUUUAACAUGUAUAAAGAAGUUGUCAGUAGGCCAGUAUUUGAAAAGAUUUUGAAGAGCAAACCUCUGAUAGCAAAGUGUGGCUACAAUGAAGAAUACAUGAAAGAAUUUGCAUUUGAAUUAUCAGAUGAGGAGGAAUUAAAAAGGACCUAUCUUACAACCGAUUGGGUCGAGACAGCAAAAUUACUGAAACGAACCAGAAGUGUCGAAGAUGGAUCAAUACCACUCUCCGUGUUACAACAACAUGCUUCGAUGAAUGAAGAAUCUAAUCAAUCCAAUGCUCCUCCUACUUCUGUCACACCAUCAGAUCCAACAUCUCCUUCCUCUGCUGCAGAAAAUAAUGAUGCCUCAUCGAAAGAAGUAAUUAUGCUUCCUACCAAAAGUUUAUUGGAUCAACCACAUUUAUCAAAAAGAGAUUCUAUUGCAUCGUUGGAGGAAGCUCUUGAAAAAAUGGUUUCGGAUAAGGAAGCUAAUACAGAUCUCUUAAAACAAGAGCUUAAAAUUAAGCUAAUUAUUACUGAAAUUGCAAGUAAUUCGUCACAAAAAACUCUACGUCAAUUUUUAUCUCCUGUUCUUCACAAGAUGAAUGUAUUACCUGAGAUUGGAUGGUUUCACUCUGCCAUUCUUGUUGGAAAAUGGAGAUUAGAUUUUAAUGAUAGCAGUGUGGUGAUUCCAAGAAAAUUGGUCAGUCAAGCUGCUGUCAUAACGACAGAUAUUGAAUCCAUAACAACCAUGCAAGAUUUGAACAGAGUCAUUGAUGGAAUGGCAAAAUGUAUUUGUAAAUGGAAUAGAAAUAUUACGUACAAACAAACUGGAGGCGACAGAGUGACAACAGGAAAUUGCCAAGAUUUUGUUGAAGAUUUACUUGAACAUAUAGGAGUGAAAAUGAAUCUUUCUGGAAGCAUGAAAAAGUUUGUAAAGCGAUUACGUAGAACAGGAAAGUGUUCUCUCGUUUUUGAGAUGGAUAAAAAGUUUAGAGAAUAUUUCAAAAUGGAAACGAAACGAGUGAAAUUUAAAUCGCACGAACAGCUCGACUUAUUUGUAAGGAAAUUACUCGAGACGUGCCCAACCUUUUCACAAACAUUUCCAGAUGAAUGGAUUUUGCUUCAAAGUUUUGAUCGAACAUAUUGGCUCAAACACAUGACAUACAGUCACAUUGAUGAAUACAAACCCUGUAAAGUCAUAAGAGACAACAGAGGUGUUCAAGACUGUCCAUUCCAUGAACCAGAAUUCAUUCAAAUUCUCAAAGACUAG
This is a messenger RNA of Naegleria fowleri, 2181 nucleotides long. RefSeq lists its product as uncharacterized. Lineage: Eukaryota; Heterolobosea; Eutetramitea; Acrasida; Naegleriidae. The transcript has a single exon. The record is from RefSeq and is a predicted model, not a curated record. The coding region runs from base 1 to 2181 and encodes 726 amino acids.